Molecule: messenger RNA, 1279 nt
Organism: Cryptomeria japonica (Japanese cedar)
Lineage: Eukaryota; Viridiplantae; Streptophyta; Pinopsida; Cupressales; Cupressaceae
Product: nudix hydrolase 16, mitochondrial
Exons: 6
Coding region: 382-1083 (233 amino acids)
Cellular component (GO): nucleus; cytoplasm
Molecular function (GO): pyrophosphatase activity
Source: RefSeq, a predicted model, not a curated record
GAAUUGUUCUCCCCUAUAGAUAGCGAAAUCUUGUAUUUAAACAAAGAAGAGAUUUGUUGAGAUAAGAGAGAGUCAACAAAGGGACGGUGGCAACGCGUGCCGCGUGGAAGGGAGGAGUGAGUGAUUUUGGGCAUUUGUCCAGUCAUGUGAAGGGAACAGAGGAGAUAGAGGCGCUAAUGUCGGCGCGUCGGCGCCAACGUGCCUCUCUGAGCAUAAUUAGAAGAUUGGAGUUGACGCUGUCUGGUCGUUUCGUAUGGGAGAGGAAGCCUAUGUGCUUGCUUUUGCCUGUACCAAUACUCCUAUGCUUGCUUUCUUAUCCUUGGCUCUACUGCUCCUUUUGAGCAAGACACAAAGGGUCUUAUACUUGCCUGCACCUCAACAAUGGUAGCGUCGGUUUCCCCCACCGGUCGCUGUCGCCAGCGCUACGUCGACGGCUGCCGCCUCGUAGCUGGGUGCAUCCCUUACAGGUAUAAUAAUUCUUGUGAUACUUGCAAUGGUGAUUCACAGGGGAGACUGGAGGUUCUUAUGGUUACACCACACAGAGGCGAGGGCUUUUUGUUUCCAAAGGGAGGGUGGGAGACCAAUGAAACACAAGAAGCAGCAGCAUGUCGAGAAGCUUUAGAAGAGGCUGGGGUGAGCGGAGUUAUUAUGAAUUGUUUGGGUUCAUGGGAAUUCACAAGCAAAAGUUGCCAAGAUGAACAUGGUUUACAACGUAAGGUUUAUAUGUAUCUGCUGCAUGUCACCGAGGAGUUGGACUCAUGGCCUGAAGAUGCUGUUCGUGAGCGGAAAUGGGUCCCAGUGACAGAAGCAAUGGGCCUCUGUAAGAAUGAGUGGAUGCGUGAAGCUCUUGUAAAGUUUACAGAUUGUCUUGAAGGUGGAGAUACCUUAUGUUCAUCGCCUGUAUCUGGUGAUGAUUCGGCCUCAGAUUCUCUCUCACAUGUCUCAGAUGAACAACCUUCAGAGCAGCCUGCAUGUGAGGAAACGGUCCCUGCGCCUGCAGGUAUUUUAAGUGAUAAUGCUGCCAGUGACGAUGAAGCUCCAAGCUGCACGACAGAGGAAAACACAAGUUCUUCUUCUGAUUGAGAAGCCUUAUCGUAUUCUACAAGCACUGUAUUUUCUUCGUCUUGGCUUCCUCAACUGAUUGUUGUAACUGUUUGGCCUUUUUAAUGGCCCCUUUCGUAAACUAUGGAGGCUCUAGCCUUGAGAUAUAGAUUUGCAGUACAUUUUGUAAAGUUUCGGAGAGUUAAAUGAUGCUUUUCUUAUUCUUGUUUUGCCGUUA